CAUCUCUUCAGUAGGAAGUCAGGCUGCAGUUGCUAGGUGCUCGCGUGUUUCAACUCUGUUCAGCUGUAGUAAACAGUCCGUGGCUACACCGAACAGCUGUGCAAUGUGCACAGAGAGCAAAACAGCUUGUAUACAUUCAUAAACAUUUGCUACUGCGUGUGUGCUGAAAUGAGGGAGUCGGCUGACAGAGGGCAGUCUACUUUUUCUGUAUGUAUCACUGUAUCAAAACGCUGCCAGAUUCUGAAAUGCAUAUCCAGGGGGUGACUGAGUAUCAUUAUUGAACAGAGGCAAGACAUAGGUCCUCUCUGUCAACCAUGAGUGCACUCGUCGAGCCAGGUGAUGUCCACACCAUUGCCCCCGAGAUGCCAGCCAUGUUUGAGGGCAUGAAGCUGGCUGCCGUAGCAACGGUGCUCUAUUUCCUGGUGCGCUGUCUGAAUCUGAAGAGUCCCACGGCCCCGCCUGACAUCACCUAUCGGGACACGCCCCUCAAUCGCUAUCUGCUCAAGUCCUGCCCCAUCCUGACCAAAGAGUACGAACCGCCGCUGCUGUGGGGGAAGAGUGGACAUCUCCAGACGGCCCUGUAUGGGAAGCUGGGGCGUGUCAGCUCCCCAAAACCCUGUGGGGUGCGCAAGUACCUCCUCAUGCAGGAUGGGGCCACUGCCACCUUUGACCUCUUCGAGUCACUGGGGGACCACCGCACUGGAGAUGACAUCACCAUGGUGAUCUGCCCGGGGAUUGGUAACCACAGCGAGAAGCACUACAUUCGCACCUUUGUGAAUCACUCCCAGAGGCAGGGGUACAGGUGUGCUGUUCUCAACCAUCUGGGGUCCCUGCCCAACAUCGAGCUCACCUCGCCGCGUAUGUUCACCUACGGUUGUACAUGGGAGUUUGCAGCCAUGGUAGGUUCCAUCAAGCGGGCCUUCCCCCAGACACUGCUCAUCGUGGUGGGCUUCAGCCUAGGGGGGAACAUUGUGUGUAAGUUUCUGGGGGAGAACAGGAUCAACCAGGAGAGGGUGUUGUGCUGCGUCAGUGUCUGCCAGGGAUACAGCGCACUCCGGGCCCAGAAGACGUUCCUACAGUGGGACCAGUGUCGGAGGCUCUAUAAUUUUCUCAUGGCAGACAACAUGAAGAAGAUAAUCCUCUCCCACCGGGGCAGUUUGUUUGGGAUGAACUCGAGCAAGAUGGAGGACGCAGACCUGAGCCGACUGUACACAGCUACCUCCCUCAUGCAGAUCGAUGACAAUAUCAUGAGAAAGUUCCAUGGUCACGACACGCUGAAAGAGUACUACGAGAAGGAAAGCUGCGUACACUACAUUCACAAUAUCAAUGUGCCUCUACUGCUGGUCAACUCCUCAGAUGACCCUCUGGUCCAUCGGUCACUUCUGACCAUCCCACGCACACUCGCAGAAAAGAAGCAGAAUGUGAUCUUCGCCCUGACGCUCCACGGGGGUCACCUGGGCUUCUUCGAGGGGGCUGUGCUGUUUCCCCAGCCCCUCACCUGGAUGGACAAGGUUAUCGUGGGCUAUGCCAAUGCAAUAUGCCAGUGGGAAAGACACAGACCGCCCUGCCUGAGGACACGUCGUGGACCCUGUCCACAGGGCGACGGGACUUCUGGUUUAUAAGGACACAUACGCCCACGAGAGAAGGCCGAACCCUGUAUUCUUCAAAAGGGGGACGGGGAUGAUCUAUGGGCACAGUAACUCGCCUGACUUUGUCGGACUAUAGCUUUGCUUUGAGAAACACAGCAUUCAGCUGCGAAUGACAUUCAUUGAAAGCCUUACCCAUGGACUCCAGUCAGUCGAAUGGAUGGCACUCGCUCCUCUAAACGUGGAUACACUGUGUAACCUGCACAUGCUGGUGAACAGCUACAAGACUCCACAGUGGCUUAUUUAUUGGUCAGUUCUGUGGAAAAGACUGGAGAGGAGAUUUAGCUUCUGUGUGCAAAUUCCCAGCCAGCACCCCUUGGUUCUCACACUUGGGUUGCUACUUGGUCCCGACUCUCCCUAGCUGUUUGUUCCCGAGUGUGUACUGUUGUCGUGAGGGUGAAUAGCACUCGGGGGGGG
Messenger RNA from Salvelinus fontinalis (brook trout), 2063 nucleotides. Its product is annotated as monoacylglycerol lipase ABHD2. Gene Ontology annotation, molecular function: acetylesterase activity; monoacylglycerol lipase activity. The transcript is spliced from 13 exons. Bases 315 to 1622 code for a protein of 435 amino acids. Gene Ontology annotation, cellular component: sperm plasma membrane; sperm flagellum. The record is from RefSeq and is a predicted model, not a curated record. Gene Ontology annotation, biological process: sperm capacitation; steroid hormone receptor signaling pathway; acylglycerol catabolic process. Lineage: Eukaryota; Metazoa; Chordata; Actinopteri; Salmoniformes; Salmonidae.